AUCCUGUGUGACAGCAUGUUGUGUUUGUGUGAAGGUGUGGACUCUGCUAUGGAUCCGUGUGAAGACACACAGGGGGGACCCUCGAAGUCCAUUCUGUGUGGGGACUGUGAGAUCCAGAUCAAAGCUCAGAGAGUGAAGCAGAAGAGGACAGAAGUUCUCAGGGUUCCAUUUGCUCAGCAGCAUCAAAGAUGCCUGAACCACAUGUUUACGAAUUUCAAGGAGAACAUGGUGAUGUUUGUUAAAGACGAGUUGAAGAGCAUCCAGAAGGUUCUCCUGACAAAUGAUGCAGAAUACUUGGAGAGUCAGAGUGAGGAUGAGGAGCAGAGGAACAUCCAACUGGUUUUCCUGGACCUCACUGUGAACUUCAUGAGGAGAAUGAAUUAUCUUGAGCUGGCUGACUGUCUGCAGAGCAGAACUCGUGCUGAAGUUUGUCGUCUUAAAUUCAAAUCUAAGGUGAAGCAGAAGUUUGAGCGUGUGUUUGAGGGGCUCUCUAAAGCAGGAAAGAUGACUCUUCUGAAGGAGAUCUACACAGAGCUCUACAUCACAGAGGGCGGGGCUUCAGAGGUCAACCAGGAACAUGAGGUCAGACAGACUGAAGCAGCAUCCAGGAAAACAGACUCACCACAAAGAACCAUCACAUGUGAAGACAUCUUUAAAGCCUCAGCUGACACUCAGCCACCAAUCAGAACAGUGCUAACAAAGGGCGUGGCCGGCAUCGGGAAAACAGUCUUAACACACAAGUGGACUCUGGACUGGGCUGAAGGGCGAACCAACCAGGACUUCCACUUCAUAUUUCCAUUCACUUUCAGAGAACUGAAUGUGCUGAAAGAGAAGAAGUUCAGCUUGGUGGAACUUGUUCAUCACUUCUUUCCUGAAACCAAAGAAGCAGGAAUCUGCAGCUUCCAAAACUUCCAGGUCUUGAUCAUCUUGGACGGUCUGGAUGAGUGCCGCCUCCCUCUGGACUUCCACAGCAAUGACAUCCUGAGUGAUGUCACAGAGUCAAGCUCAGUGGAUGUGCUGCUGACAAACCUCAUCAGGAGGAACCUGUUUCCCUCUGCUCGCCUCUGGAUCACCACACGACCUGCAGCAGCCAAUCAGAUCCCUCCUGAGUGUGUGGACAUGGUGACAGAGGUCAGAGGCUUCACUGACCCUCAGAAGGAGGAGUACUUCAGGAAGAGAUUCAGAGAUCAGAGGCAGUCCAGAAGAAUCAUCUCCCACGUGAAGACAUCACGAAGCCUCCACAUCAUGUGUCACAUCCCAGUCUUCUCCUGGAUCACUGCUACAGUUCUGGAGGACUUGUUGGACACCAGACAGAGACGAAAGCUUCCAGAGACCCUGACUGAGAUGUACCUCUACUUCCUGGUGGUUCAGUCCAAAGUGAAGAAGGUCAAAUAUGAUGGAGGAGCUGAGUCAGAUCCACUGUUGAAUCCAGAGAACAGGGAGAUGAUUGUGUGUCUGGGAAAACUGGCUUUUGAGCAGCUGCAGAAAGGGAACCUGAUCUUCUAUGAAGAGGACCUGACAGAGUGUGGCAUCAAUAUCAGAGCAGCCUCAGUAUACUCAGGAGUCUUCACACAGAUCUUUAAAGAGGAGAGAGGACUCUACCAGGACAAGGUCUUCUGCUUCGUCCAUCUGAGUCUUCAGGAGUUUCUGGCUGCUCUUUAUGUCCAUCUGACCUUCAUCCAGUCUGGAGUCAAUCUGCUGUCCAACAAACAAACAACAUCCAGAAGGUCUGAAACAUUUGAAGAUGAAGAAUUUGAAGAACUACUUUUUUUCCACAGUGAUAUUUUGGCAGAUGAAGAUGAACCUGAACUAACACGUCUCCAUCAGAGUGCUGUGGACGAGGCCUUACAGAGUCCAAAUGGACACCUGAACUUGUUCCUGUGCUUCCUUCUGGGUCUUUCCUUGCAGACCAAUCAGACUCUUCUACGAGGCCUGAUGACACAGACAGAGAGAAUCUCAGAGACCAAUCAGGAAACAGUGAAGUACAUCAAGAAGAAGCUCGAUGAGAAUCUAUCUGCAGAGAGAAGCAUCAGUCUGAUCCACUGUCUGAAUGAACUGAAGGAUCGUUCUCUACUGGAUCAGAUCCAGCAGUCCCUGAGCUCAGGACGUCUCUCUGUAGAACAUAUGGCUCCUUCUCUUGCAUCAGCUCUGAUCUUCAUCUUACUGUCAUCAGAUCGACACCUGGACGUGUUUGACUUGAAGAACUUCUCUGCUUCACAUGAAGCUCUUCUGAUGCUGUUGCCAGUGAUCAGAGAAUCUGAAAACGCUUUGUAAGUAGCAGGAUGAAUG
This is a messenger RNA of Thalassophryne amazonica, 2289 nucleotides long. RefSeq names its product protein NLRC3-like. The transcript is spliced from 4 exons. The record is from RefSeq and is a predicted model, not a curated record. Bases 16 to 2274 code for a protein of 752 amino acids. Lineage: Eukaryota; Metazoa; Chordata; Actinopteri; Batrachoidiformes; Batrachoididae.